This is a messenger RNA of Habropoda laboriosa, 6378 nucleotides long. RefSeq names its product WASH complex subunit FAM21 (gene nclb). The transcript is spliced from 23 exons. Gene Ontology annotation, cellular component: nucleus. NCBI's taxonomy places the organism in Eukaryota, Metazoa, Arthropoda, Insecta, Hymenoptera, Apidae. The record is from RefSeq and is a predicted model, not a curated record. Gene Ontology annotation, molecular function: protein binding. Gene Ontology annotation, biological process: rRNA processing. Bases 103 to 6378 code for a protein of 2091 amino acids.
UUGGCCACGUGCAUUUUUGUAUUACUUUUAGUACUUAAAUUUUCGUAAACAAUUGUUAAUAUUUUCAGUGUAAACGUUAGUGUAAAUAACGAGUAAUUAGAAAUGAGUGUAAUACCGUGUACAACUUGGGUGAGAAAAGGUGUUGCAUCGACAAACCCAGAGAAGGUUCAAUUAACUCCAGAAGAAUUACAGCAAAUCAUAAAACAUACACAAUCUGAAUUACAAGAUGCUGAAAAUGAUUCAAAUGAGGAAAAUGAUGAAAAUGAUGAAGUUGUGACAAAAAAGAAUCAAACAGAAUCUCAACUUGAUAUAUCCGAAACAGAUGAAUAUAAUUUUGAUAAAUAUGAUGAUGAAUCGGGUAAUGUACAUUGCAAUAUUGGUAAUAUUGCAAGUUUUGGCAAAGGUGGAAAAGAUCCUCUUAUAACAGAGGAGGACAAUGAUUCAGAGAAAGAAGAUGAUAUUAUUAAAAGUGAUGACAAUUUUGUAUUAGUAGGAAAUGUUGAAGAAGAUGCUAGUAUCUUGGAAGUAUUUGUAUAUAAUGAAGCUGAGGGUUCAUUUUAUUGUCAUCAUGAUAUAUUGCUACCAUCAUUCCCAUUGUGCAUAGAAUGGCUUAACUUUGAUCCCUCAGAUUCAAUGCCAAGUAAUUUAUGUGCAAUUGGUAAUAUGACACCUAUAAUAGAAGUAUGGGAUUUAGAUUUAAUAGAUUGUUUAGAACCAGUCUAUACACUUGGUCGAAAACGUAAUAAAAAGAAAAAUGAAAAACGAAUUGGACAUAGGGAUGCUGUGUUAGAUUUAGCAUGGAAUGAAAACUACAUGCAUGUUCUGGCUAGUGGAUCAGUUGACCAAACAGUUCUAUUAUGGGAUUUAGAAAAUGGAACUCCUGUCAAUAAAUUUACUUCUUUUAAUGAAAAAGUUCAAUCAUUAAAAUGGCAUCCAAUGGAAACACAUCAAUUAUUGACAGGUUGUGCAGACAAGAUGGUGAGAUUAUUUGACUGUAGAUAUGAAACAAUUGCAAAAUCUUGGACAGCAAUGGGAGAAGUGGAAAGAGUAUUGUGGAACCAUUUUGAUUCAAAUUACUGCAUAGUCAGUACUGAUAUUGGAUAUCUACAAUACAUAGAUAUUAGAAAAGAAGAACCAAUUUGGAAUAUAGAGGCUCACACAAAAGAAGUCACAGGUUUAUCUCUUAGUUCAUCCUGUCCUGGUUUUCUUGUUACCUCCUCAAGUGAUGGUGUCAUAAAAGUAUGGGAUAUAAUCAAUAAUAUAGAGCCGUGGUUUGUUUUGGAAUUGAAAAGUAGUCUUGGUGCUUUAUUAUGUCUUGCAUCAAAUCCAGAUAGUCCUUUUAUAUUUGCUGCUGGUGGUGAUAAUAAAGCACACAAUUUUAAAGUAUUUGAUUUUUCGGAAAUAUCACAAGUACGUGAAAGAUUUCAAGAUAGGAAGUGUGUUGCAUCACAAAAUAAUACCCAUGAUAUAAGGAUAAAACAAGAAAAAAAGGAAGAAAUGAUGGAUGUAACUGAAAAUAUGGAUUCAAUGAUUUUGAAUGCAGAUAAGCCUAAUAUAAUAUCUAAAAAGAAGGAAAAAAUUUUUCAUCUGGAUAAUGUAAUUGACAUAUCAGAUGGAAUGGAUAAAUCAUGGGAUCAUCCAUGGACUACAGAGGAAAUGAGAAAAAAAAGAAGAGAAUGGAGUUUAGCAGGUGAUGCAGGGCUUCUUAAACAUCUUCAGCAAUUUUCUGAAAAUUUAGCAUCAAAAGCAGAUAAAACUCAAGAGGCUUUGGAUUCAUUGACAACUCAAUUAAAUGAAACAGCAAUAUUUGUAGAUAAUGUUACCAAUACAUCUUUGGCUUUGGCCAAUAAUCAAUUUAUUGAGAGCCGUGUGCAAGAAGAUGAUGUAGAUAUUGAGAAAAACAAAGAAACAUCAGUUGAGAAAUUGAAAGAUGAAGAUUCUGAAGCUGCAGAUUUAAUAGCUAGUGUAAGUGAAAGUAUAAAGCAAGGCCUAAAUAUAAUGUAUGAAAAGUAUAAGGAAAUGGAGUUUGUUGAUAGUGAUAGUGAAGAGGAGGACAAUAAAGUAGUACUAAGUGUUGUAUUGGGGCCAAAUAAUCCAUACCAAGAUCGGCCUUUACCUUAUACUAUUGGUUCUGAAAAGUGGAAAACUUCAAAUAAAAUUGGUUUAGAAAGCAGCAGUAGCAGUGAAUCAGAACAAGUAGAUGAAGAAGAGGAAUCAGAAAGUGAAGAUGACAGCAUAGCAGCAUUUAAAGACUUUAGUAUGGAGGCUGCUCCAAAAACAAAUAUUGAAUCAGAUUACAGUAAAAGAAAUGAUAUAACAUACAUGGGCAAUGAGAAAAUAGAUGUAGUUAGUCAAAAUAACAUAGGCUCUGUUCCUGAAUCAAUUACUUCUAAUGAUAAUGUAUCGAAGGUACCAUUGCCAAACAAUGUAGCAUCGAAUUUUGCGGAAGAAUUGGCAAAACGGUUAGGUACAGUUGGACAACCUCAAAAACCGUCUGUUGCAGAUGAAAAAAACGAGUCGACGAUAAACCAAUUCAAAGAUGAUCUGUUUACACCAGAAGAAGAUGAAAAUGCCUUAAGUGAUAAAACUAACAAAAUAUUCAAUGAAAAUAAAGGAUUUCUAAGUAAUCAACCCGCGGAAAAUGUAUGGAAGGAAAAACAAAUUAAAUCAUAUAAGAAUAAUAUUAUACCUGCCAGCAUUGAUGUACCACCUCCAAUUAGUACAGUUUCUACAAAACCAAAAUCUUCGAUCGAUGAUCUUUUCGCCGAUGCAGAUUCUGAAGAUUCUGACGGCUUUUUCUCAUCGAAAAAUACAGUUAAAACAAUCACGAAAAAAAAAUAUUCUAAUAACAAUAAUCAUUCGUUCAAUGCAGAGGAUGCACAAAAGAAAUAUUUAGAUACUAUAACACCAGCUGGUAACAUAGCUACAAGUACACCAGAAACCAAUUUAAAUAGUGCUAAUUUGUUUAGCGACGAUGAAGAUGUCGGUGAUCUCUUUGGAUCGUCUAAAACUGAAUCCCCAAAUAAAAAAGUACGCUCGCAAGAGAAACCCGAGGGGGGUGUAUCAAAACUCGGAAAUAUCUUAACUUCAGAUUUUGAGAACAAACUAAGUAAUAUAUUACAGAGUCAUUCGGAGUUAUUCGGAUCUUCUGGCAAUAAUACGUCAGGAAAUUAUAAAAGCGGAGUAAGCAGCGAGCCCGUGCAUGAUCAUUCGCGAUAUACUAUUUCAAAUGACAAUAUUAACGAACGAGGCUCCAUCGAGACGGCAAGAAAUACCUUAGAAAGUUUAGACAUCGCCAAUGAAACCAGCGGAAUAUCGAUCCAUCCACCGAGUAUUAAUAACACAGGAGGUUCAAGCAUAGGUGUCGACUUUCAGCCACAGAUGACGUCGAGUCGCUUAAAAUCGGAGGAAAUCUACCGUGAACGAGUCGCCAGCGAUAGCCUGUUUACGGCCCGUUCGCGUAACGCGGCGAACGCUACCUCAAACUCAGCUUCGAACUCGACGAACAGUCAGCUGCAAGAGGAGUCGAUUGGAAACUUUUCCGGCAUACGACAGGACGAUGUGUUCGAGAACGAGGACCUGUUCGGUCCUCCACCGCUACCGAAAGCCGAUUCGAAGCCAACGAAGUCGAAGGUGUCGUCGCUGUUCGACGACUCUGAUUCCGGCGACGAAUUUAUCUCGACAACCAGCUCGAGUUCUAGUAGAGAUCUCUUCGACGAGGUGAUCGACAUAUUCGGGAACAAAGAUAUCUUCGAGAACAAAGAUAUCUUCGGGAUAAUACCGAAAUUGACCGCCAAAGAGGAGAGCAACAUCCCUGGUAGAAAGUUCUCGGACAUUCCCGACGAUGAUAUGUUCGCUAGUAACAUUCGAGAUACAGUAACGAAAAGCAAUGUCCCGGAGAAGAGUCAGAACGUCGUGGUACCGAAGAGGAUAAGCCUGUUCGACGACGACGACGACAACGAUUUAUUCGCCGCGAAACCUGUUAAAACCGAGACCAAAAGCGAGUCCCGUAUUUUCUCCGACGACGAGGAGAAUGAUUUGUUCACUGCGAAUAAACCGAUUGGCGGGAAGCAGAGGAACGAUAAGCAAUCGGUGGAAACGACUUCUGGGAUAGACAUUGUUGACCAGAAAGUAUCCGAUGGAAAGAGAGAAAAGAAGGACAGUCGUAUUCUUGCGGACAACGAAUUGUUCUCCACUACCACUGGAUCGCGUGGAUUCGUUUUCGAGGAUGACGACUACGACGGUUUGUUCGGCGGUACAAAGACCGUAACCACAAAGAAAACGAAAGAGAUUACAGAGGUUACGACAGUUAAGGAGUCGUCUGUUAAAGAUACCGAAAUACUAGACGACUCGAAUAUGUUUGCAAAACCGAAAGAACCAAACGUUUCCGCAAGCACGUCUAACAAGCUGGUAGAAGAAAUCACCGGGAUAUCGAUGCACAAGGAUAGUUCUGAAAAGCGUGAAACUACGGAAAACGUGAAGCACGAGCCGAAGAAGAGUCCUCCGAAAUCAUUGGACAUUCAUACAUCGUCGCCACCGUCUGAGGAGAACAGCCAAGGAGCGAAACGAGCGGUUUCUGGUAAAAUAAAAAAUCUGAUGGGCAAGAUGGGCGAUUUGAAGAUACUUUCACCCAUGGAUACAUCGCCGUUAUGGCGAAGAAGCGAGGAAAAAACAGACGAGGAAGAUAGCAUAGCGGAUCGAGAUAGCGAUGAUGGCGGAUGCAUUAGUACACAAGGUCAUAGUUCACCUUUAAGUGUAUCUGAAGACAGCACUGCUCAGAAACAAUCGCAGCAAUCUACGAUUUCGGGUGAAAGUAAUGUAGAAAGUGCCAUUAGCUUCGACGAGCCAGCCCAAGUGGAAACGUUAUCGACCACUGCUUCGAAGACUCGUGUUCGAAUACAAGCGAAACGUCGGCCACAGAGCAGGCAUGCACGAAAGUCAGCCAUCAAGCAGAGCGGAAUCAAUUUUGAUGCCGUGGACACGUCCGCGAACAAUUUACAAGAUAAGAGCCAGACUAAUCAAUCGUCGAGUGCCUUCAAUAAAGAGGUCUCUACGGCCGUGAACGUCAGUGUCGCGCAUACCGUAACCACGAAUUCCGAUCGUUUAAUUUCAUCGACUAAUGAUAAUUUUCAUCGGACCAACGACGCUAACAUAUUUUUGGCCGCGGACGAUAGAUCUGAGCUUGGUAGUAUUAGCAAGGAAAGUUCUAUGAGUGCCAACAAAAACACUUUGCUGUCCCCGUCCACCGACGAGGAAGAUUUAUUCGAUGUGCCGCCUGAUUUACCGGAGGAUCCGCAAAAAGAAGACAUGCUAUUUGGUAGAGCGCCCAUUCUUUCUCCAGUCGAGAGAGUUUUUCCUGAAAAGCCUCCUGUCACAUUCAAACCGUUAAAGGACACGUACAUCAAGCAUACCGACGAUGUAGACGCAGGUACGGCAAAGGCUGCACGAAAGAUAGAGAAAAGUAGCGUAUUAUCUGAAUCUAGUACCACUGCUAAUACGAAAGAUCCGAUUUCACGUGCAAGUCAAAUAGAAUCGAAACAGGAGGGUGUCGAAUCUAAAGACGAAUCGAAGGAAGUGAUUGAUCCAUUGCGAGACAAUAGUCACGAUCCGCUGAAAGAUCCGAGUCAAUUGUUCGCUUUCGUUACGAAAACACCUUCACCGGAAAAAGGAAAGAGUUUGUUAUUUUCCGAGGACGAUAGUCUUUUCUCUAACGGCGUUAAAAAGUUGGCCGAGGAACAAAUCGCGAAGAAACCAGUUUUGGACUUGUUUGCCGACGACGUGGAAGGUGAUCUGUUUUCAACGUCUUUAGUUAAACCUGUAAAGAAACCAUUGAAGGAUACGAAAAUAAAUUUAUUCGACGAAGAUGACGAGGAUGAUAGUUUGUUUGGCCCUGUUGUAAAGAAACCGUCGUUAAAAAGUGAGCUCGAAAGGAAACAUUCUGUGCAACAGCCAGCGAAGAAAAUAAGUUUAUUCGACGAUGACGAUAACGAUACCAAUUUGUUCUUCGAACCGUCCGAGCACGGACAGAAAUCAGAUUGUGGGAGUAUCCAAGAGCAAACGAACAACAAUGAGAUGUUUACGAGUAUUACCGAACCUGUGAGGACCUCGCAUAUUACAGACAUUUUUGCCGAUCAGUCGAGCGAAGAGGACGAUUUCUUUGCCACGAAACCAGUCCCGAAGAAAGUUCCCGUGGCGUCCAAGUCUUUGUUUUCUUCUUCUUCUGACGACGACGAUAUUUUCGGGAAGAAAACCACGACCGAGUCGCAAGUAAAGGCGACAGAAACGCGUACUACUGUAAAAAAAUCGGUAACGAGGGAUCUGAAGAAAACGGCUGAAAAGAUCGGCGAGGACCCUUUGAGCGUUUUACUAGAUGAUUAA